Molecule: messenger RNA, 279 nt
Organism: Cucumis melo (muskmelon)
Lineage: Eukaryota; Viridiplantae; Streptophyta; Magnoliopsida; Cucurbitales; Cucurbitaceae
Product: dormancy-associated protein 2-like
Exons: 1
Coding region: 1-279 (92 amino acids)
Source: RefSeq, a predicted model, not a curated record
AUGGCUCAUUUGUCUGUUAUAAUCCUUCUGGUUUUUGUUCCCAUUGUUGUAUUUUUCGCGUUGUUGAGUAUUAUUUGCUGGAAUUCUGGUCGCAGUUCCAGCGGCGGAGGACAUGCUCAUUUCGGCGGCGCCGCCCAUGAUGGAGGAUUCCAUCAUCAUGCCGGCGGUCAUGCUCACCACGUGGCCAUCGUAACCCAUUCUGGAGGUGGAGGACACGAUUGUGGAGGUGCGGCCGGAGGCGGAAGGGGAGGCGGAGGCGGCUCUAGCUCUGCCUGUUGA